AUGCAAUAUAUGGCAAACUCUAUAAUCUCAUCGAAGAGGAGCAAAGGGAGCAAAACGAGCAAAAGUCGUGGGCUGUGGGACGGACACAAUGGGUCACGACUUUGGUUGAGCUUUGGCUACAUUUCAGAUGCGGUGCAGAAGACCUGUGCGGCGCUCUAUGACAACCACUUCUUCGAUGUCGACACUUAUGAAUGCGUUCUCAGACCCUAUGAAGUGAAGACUCAAUCCAUGCCUUUGUAUCCCUUCUCAUCGAAGACCAACUAUAGCGAACAAAAUGCUGUUAUAAGUGAAUCAAUUGAUGAGAAAUCGGAUGAAAGUGUAGCUAAAAAAGUGAAAACCGAAAGCAUUUUAAACGAUAAAAGCGAUUCCGUUAUGGAGAAGAUAAGCACUGAUCACGUAUUGACGUAUUUGCCAAACCAGGGCACGGGUCACACCGGCUUUCUUACGGUUGCCGUCAAAUAUGAUUAAAUGACACAUUCAUUGGAUUUUGAAUUGCAUUUUAUUGGAAAUAAUUUAAUGAAAUGAUUGAACAAUUAAUGGCACAAAUAUAAUGUGUAAUAAAAUCAUUAAAUAUAAAAAGUAAUACAUUAUAAAA
Medioppia subpectinata is the source of this 595-nucleotide messenger RNA. The record is from the annotation of a GenBank genome assembly. Lineage: Eukaryota; Metazoa; Arthropoda; Arachnida; Sarcoptiformes; Oppiidae.